AUGAAUGGUGCGCGCUCAUCCCUGGUCACCUUCUUAAUUUCCCAUCAUUUUACUACCGCCGUUUGGCCCUGGAUUUUCCAUCCCCGACCCAAUGCUGUCCGUACUAACCUUAACUUGCGGCCUGUGUGUGUGGCGUUGUUGAUCGAGCAGGUGAUUUUUGACUUCCGCUUCUUGGCUCUUCUCGCUGUUGGUGGCUCAGGGGGCUCCCUCUUGUGCUUUCUGAACGGUUGUAUUUACAUAGUCGACGCGUACAAGGUGUACUGGACAAGCUGUACGAGAGGAGUUCACACUGGCCAAAUGGUCCUGCGAUUAGUCGAGGCUAUCGACGUGUACCUCGCCGGCACUGUUAUGUUGAUAUUUGGUAUGGGUUUGUACGGAUUGUUCAUCAGCAAUUCCCCUCCCGGAAUACCUGCUGAUUUAGACCGCGCGCUCAAGGGCUCUUCUCUGUUCGGAAUGUUUGCUCUUAAGGAGAGGCCAAAAUGGAUGAAAAUCAGUUCCCUCGAUGAGCUGAAGACGAAGGUUGGCCACGUUAUCGUGAUGAUUCUCCUGGUAAAGAUGUUCGAGAGAAGCAAAAUGGUGGUGAUAGCAACAGGCUUGGAUCUCCUUAGUUAUUCCGUGUGCAUCUUCCUGUCUUCUGCAUCCUUGUAUAUUCUCCACAACCUUCACAAGUCGGACUAGGAAAAGGGGGUGAUUUCACUCUCAGAGAAUCUCUAUUCAACACUUGUCAAUACAAAUGUCGUGCUAAGUUUCAAUAUAUAUAUAUAUAUGCAAGCCGUGUCAACUUCUGCAUCCCUUGUUCCGUGAUUAGGAGCAGCAGGAGAGAUCUCAUCUGCUGAAAAUAUUUUUCAGGGGGGCGGGGGAGAAAAAAGAGAUCUCGUGUGCUUAAGUUCUCGUAUCCAAAUAAAUGCUUGUUUUCUAAUAGAGUUGGAAGGGGUGCAGAGAGUAAAGAUUAUAAGGUACUGCAAAAAAAAACUCAAUGAUGUGCAUAGAGAUCAGGAACAGAGCAAGGAACUACUAACACGCUACCUACCAUCCGUUUGAUUUCAACCGCUCUGAUUUGAGGUAGAAGAAAUGGAAAUUCCAGCGAAGAAAAAGUUCACAGAGAGAGUGAGAAGAAACAUCUGGUGUAUACCAUUUGGAUAAGAACUCGAGUUUUAAGUAAGAGCUAGAUACAACUUAUUUCCUUUGUUGAUGUGCGCUAAUUCUCUGCUGGGUCAUGAACCACUACUACAUACAAAAUUUCAUGCCCCCUCUCAUGGCCAACUCUCCAAGAUAUCAACUGUAAUAACCCAUAAAAGCAAGGUAAAGAACAGUGAUUAAGCAACUGCUGAGUGAAAAGCGAGAGUAACCGGUA
This is a messenger RNA of Asparagus officinalis (garden asparagus), 1354 nucleotides long. RefSeq lists its product as uncharacterized. The record is from RefSeq and is a predicted model, not a curated record. Lineage: Eukaryota; Viridiplantae; Streptophyta; Magnoliopsida; Asparagales; Asparagaceae.